AUGUCGGGCUUUAUCGCCUUCGUUCUGCUCAUUACGGGCAUGGGCGUGGGCACGCUCGUUUGCGGUCUACUCCCGCUUUCACUGUCAUUAUCGCACCGAAUCAUGCGCCUUCUCGAAGUCUUUGGAGCUGGUCUUCUUGUCGGUGCUGCUGUCACUGUCGUUAUACCCGAGGGCUCGAGCGCUCUCUUCUCCAAUGUCACUCCAGCCCCAGCAGGGCGCAGUACAAGCAGCAAUGCGUUCGUCAAUGUACUUCAUCCACCAAGCGCUUUCAGCCCAGCAGCACCGAUCCAAGCAUUACAAGCAGGACAACAGGCCGGCCUUGCACAACAAGAGGGGUUGUGGGCUUGGUCAUUCAUCACAAAGCGAUCCGAGGAUGAUCACGACCAUGAGUCCGAGCAUGACCAUGAUCACGACAACGAAAAGUCAUUCACACAAUCAGACGCAGAGCAUCGUCUUGGGUCUAGCAUUCUCCUUGGCAUCGUCUUGAUGUAUGUCAUUGAUCAGUUCACUUCGGGUGCAAACAGCUCCUCUUCUACUGCCGGCAAAGCAGAAGACAACUCUUCGUCCGGCCAUCACCACCACCACAACGAGUAUCCGGCACCUCCACAACGGCCACGUCUCGAAACACAUCGUCUCUCUAAAUCCUUCCAUCAGAAGACCGACCGCGCGUCAACCCCAAGUACCCUGCACAAGGUCAGCAGCAAAGCCUCAUUCACCGUUUUUGAUCGCGCACAGCACGGCAUCACCGAGGACGAUGAAGAGGCACGCAUUGACACUGCUGAUAUCCAGGAUGGCUCCACUCGCGACCCUCAUCGUCGCAUACACAGCACAGCCACCAGUUCAAGCAACAGCGACAGCGACUUGCCUGCAGAUUACGACGACCACGGCCAGCACGCUGAUCUCAAACAUCUCUCUUCUAGUCAUGGUGCACCUACAGCCGACUGGCACGCUUCUCCACCCAGCAGCACCACCCUCCAUCGCGACGCCAACCACGAUUCCUCUUCAGCCGGCGCACCACUCUUGCACCGCCACAGUUCAUUCACCAGCGUCUCCUCCCGUCGUACUCACUCUGGCAGCAGCUCUUCCUUCUCCCAAGCCCUUACCACCGUCGUUGGCUUACUCAUCCACGCAACAGCAGACGGUAUUGCAAUGGGAGCAUCAGCUCAAUCACGGGAUCAAACCCUCACUAUGGUUGUCUUUGUUGCUAUCAUGGUUCACAAAGCUCCUGCUGCCUUUGGAUUAUGUGCGAUGCUCAUGUCUCAGCGUUUGUCGAGGACGUCGAUUCGAAAGGCAGUGGCGAUUUUCGCAUUUGCUUCUCCGUUGGGGGCCAUCUUGACUUAUGGGCUGUUGGCGUUGUUUUUUGAUUCAGGCGUGGUCAGUGCCACGGAUGGCGGUGCAGAAGCAGCGCAGGGUGGGAUCGAUGAGAAGAGUAUUGGUACCGCACUAGCUUUCUCCGGUGGUACAUUUUUGUUUGUUGCUUUCCACGCAGUCUUGGAGUUGGCUGGAGUCGAGGCUGACACAGUGCCGAAGCAAGGUGAGGAUGGGGGCGAGACGCAGAUUCUGGGCAAGUGGUUGAGGAUAGGAUUGCUGAUUGCGGGCUCUUGUACACCGAGGUUGCUGCAAUCUAUAUUGGCUGGGUUGGAUGGUGGUGGACACCAUCAUUGA
This is a messenger RNA of Ustilago hordei, 1665 nucleotides long. RefSeq lists its product as uncharacterized. Gene Ontology annotation, cellular component: membrane. Gene Ontology annotation, molecular function: metal ion transmembrane transporter activity. Gene Ontology annotation, biological process: transmembrane transport; zinc ion transport. Bases 1 to 1665 code for a protein of 554 amino acids. The transcript has a single exon. The record is from RefSeq and is a predicted model, not a curated record. Lineage: Eukaryota; Fungi; Basidiomycota; Ustilaginomycetes; Ustilaginales; Ustilaginaceae.